AUGGGUAAGGAAAAGGUCCACGUAAACCUCGUCGUUAUUGGUCACGUCGAUUCUGGAAAGUCCACUUCUUGCGGACACCUUAUCUAUAAGUGCGGUGGUAUCGAUAAAAGAACCAUUGAGAAGUAUGAGAAGGAAGCUAACGAAAUGGGAAAGUCCUCCUUCAAAUACGCUUGGGUUCUCGAUAAGCUUAAGGCUGAAAGAGAAAGAGGUAUCACCAUUGAUAAUCCCUAUUAUUUUGUAUAUUAAUUUUUAAAAAAAAAUCAUAUUUUUAUUGAUUUUUAAAAAAUUUAUAUAAGGAAUUCUUAGGUGUUGGUAAUAUCUCCUUGUUCAAGUUCCAAACCGACAAGUUCUACUUCACAAUCAUUGACGCCCCUGGCCACAGAGAUUUCAUCAAGAACAUGAUCACAGGAACUUCACAAGCUGAUGUCGCCAUCCUCAUCAUUGCAGCAGGAAAAGGAGAAUUCGAAGCCGGAUACUCAAAGAACGGACAAACCAGAGAACACGCCCUUCUUGCCUUCACUCUUGGAGUCAAACAGAUGGUUGUCGGAGUCAACAAGAUGGACGACAAGUCUGUUGAAUGGAAACAAGACAGAUAUCUUGAAAUCAAACAAGAAGUCUCAGAAUACCUCAAGAAAGUCGGCUACAACCCAGCCAAAGUACCUUUCAUCCCAAUUUCAGGUUGGUUAGGUGACAACAUGGUUGAGAAAUCAACUAACAUGCCUUGGUAUGAUGGACCAACUCUUCUUGGAGCUCUUGAUAACGUCCAACCACCUAAGAGACACGUUGACAAACCACUCAGACUUCCAGUCCAAGACGUCUACAAGAUUUCAGGUAUUGGAACAGUCCCAGUCGGCAGAGUUGAAACUGGAAUCCUUACUCCUCCUUUUUAAAUUUUUAUUUUUUUUAAAUUUUUAUUAAUAAAUUUUACUCCAAAAAUGGCUGGUGAGUUAAACCAGGCACAGUCAUUGUUUUCGCCCCAUCAGGAAUUUCAACUGAAGUCAAGUCUGUUGAAAUGCACCACGAAUCCCUCGAAGAAGCCUUACCAGGUGACAACGUUGGUUUCAACAUCAAGAACAUUGCAGUCAACCAAAUCAAGAGAGGAUACGUUGCCUCAGACUCUAGAUCAGACCCAGCCAGAGAAAGCAUUGACUUCACUGCCCAAGUCAUCAUCUUAAACCACCCUGGCCAAAUCUCAGUCGGCUACACCCCAGUCCUUGAUUGCCACACUGCUCACAUUGCUUGCAGAUUCAACGACCUUAAACAAAAAGUCGACAGAAGAUCUGGAGCAGUCCUUGAACAAGAACCUAAAUUCGUCAAAUCUGGAGACGCUGCAAUUGUUACUUUGAUCCCAACCAAAUCCAUGUGUGUUGAACCAUUCACAGAAUACCGUUUUAAAACUUAAAUUACUUAUAGAGAAUUCCCUGCAGGUCCGCCGGCCACUAAUCGUCUCCGCAUAACGAUCUAGCGCUUGCUUGAAGUUAGAUACAGCCUUCCACUGUGUUAAUUUUUAUGGAGGAAGGAUUCCAGGAAAUCCGAAAAACGAAUUUCUGGUCACCUGUCGACUAAAUGGAGCCCGAAGCCCAGGACGCAACGCAUUGUAUAGCACUUGGGAUAUUCCUGAUUGGCCAAGUGGCCUUACUGGGUUUUCCCUUUCAAACUCCAGCAAGCCAUCUUGAUGAGGCGGAAAAAACUAUUUUGAUGUUUUUUCCAUCUGUUUUUUCAUUCAAAAUAGACUGAAAAUUUCAAAAAAUGUUUCAUUAAGCACAUGAAAUAAACUUAUGAAUAGGUGUUUAUCAAAUUAAAAAGGCAUAUAUAAAAUGAUAUAAAAAAUCGGUAUGAAAACUUCCACUUAUGCAAACCAAAAAAUAGAAGGUGAAAAAAUACUAGUGGACUAUUAUAAAAUUAUCACAAAUUCCACUGCAUAUAGUUCAUAAACUGGUGCAAAUCGUCAUUGAAAAUGAAUUGUUACAAUAGACUUAGUUCUUGCAUAUCUUAUGCCAAACCACUCGCUAUUUAACGUAAUAUUCAGGCUUUAAAUAAAAUAUCAUUAAUUUUUAAUUAGUUUAAUUUAGUUUUAGGUGUUAGAACAGGUUGGUUCACCACACCAUUUUAAUAUAUAUACAGAAUACCCACCACUUGGAAGAUUCGCCGUCAGAGAUAUGAGACAAACCGUAGCAGUCGGUAUCAUCAAAGAAGUCACCAAACUCGCUGAAGGACAAACCAGAACUGCUGCCCCAGGAGAAAAGAAAGCCAAAGGAGGAGCCAAGAAAUAA
Messenger RNA from Blepharisma stoltei, 2273 nucleotides. Lineage: Eukaryota; Ciliophora; Heterotrichea; Heterotrichida; Blepharismidae. The record is from the annotation of a GenBank genome assembly.